CGGGGCGAGGCGGGAAGCGAAAGCGCAGCGGAGAAGGGAAGUUGUGAGCGCGGCCAUGGCCGCAGCGCCAGAUCGCGGCCCGGCCACCCAGCCCGGCCCGGUCCCGUCGCCGCCCGACCUGCACUCCGUGCCCAUGGUAGCGCUGAACUACGGCGUGCGGCGCCGCCUCGGCCUCUACCUCAACCCGCGGGCGGCGGCGGCAGCCGACUGGACGGCGCUGGCGGAGGCGCUGGGCUGCGAGUACCUGGAGAUCCGGCGGCUGGAGGGGCGGCCCGACCCCACGGCCGCGCUGCUGGAGGAAUGGCAGGGCCGCUGCCCCGGCGGGGCCACCGUCGGCCGCCUGCUCGACCUCCUGAAGAGACUGGGCCGCCACGACGUACUCCUGGACCUGGCGGACAGCGUGGAGGAGGACUGUCGGAAGUACUUGCAGAGGAAGCAGGAGCAGGCCGACCAGCCCCUUCAGGUGCCAGCGGUAGACAGCAGCGUGCCGAAGACGUCGGAGCUGAUGGGCAUCACCACCAGGGACGAUCCGUACGGGAGCGGAACAGAGAUGUUUGAUGCCUUCAUCUGCUACUGUCAGAAAGACCUUCAGUUUGUCCAGGAGAUGAUCAGGCAGCUGGAACAAACGGAGUUCAAACUGAAGCUCUGUGUAUUUGAUCGGGAUGUCUUGCCGGGAACAUGUGUGUGGUCCAUCAGCGGAGAACUUAUAGAAAGGAGGUGUCGGAGGAUGGUGGUCGUGGUUUCAGAUGAUUACCUAGAAAGCGAUGAAUGUGAUUUUCAGACCAAAUUUGCUCUUAGUCUUUCCCCAGGUGCUCGUUCCAAACGGUUGAUUCCUGUCAAAUACAAAAGCAUGAAGAAUGAGUUUCCAAGUAUCUUACGGUUCAUUACAAUUUGUGAUUACACCAAUCCUUGCACCAAAAAAUGGUUCUGGACGAGACUGGCAAAAUCCCUCAUGCUGCCGUGAUGCGAAGUCGUGAGAGCUCGACGCCGUUUUUGUCACCUGUCCUGGCUGUGCUUUCAGAUCGUGGUGUCAAUCACACAGGGUCUUCUACCACUUCAGAACCUGGAUCCUCACAGUUGGUGUUUGGAGACUGUGACCAGAAGCAAAGAAUUUUCUUCUAGCACUUUUUUAUAACUCGGAUGGGGAAAUAAAGCAACUUCAUGAGGUGUUUGUGUUUGAGUCAGCGAGCAACAGCAUCCAGCAUUUUGUGUAGUAAGCACCUUCACUGAAAAUAUAGAAAAUAUACAUAGACUGAGUGCCUAAUACAAGAAGGCUCCAUUGUAAGCAUUUAAUAAGACCACAAAUGGAGGUUUCAGACGGUUUCCUGCUUUGUGAAUGGCCAGUGCCAUGAGAAUGAUGGAUUUGGGCAGCCUUGGUGGGGGUUGAUGUCCCUGCCCUGCGCUUGUUCCUUCACUCCUCGUUUUGCAAAAAGCAGACGUAUAUUUUAAUUGGUAAAGCACUGCAAAAAAUACAUAUAUACUUCUGUUCUUAGUAAUAUCUGCAAAAUUACAACGAUUACCCAUGUAAUUAUAACUAAUGCAGAACUGCUGAGUGUGGUUUAUCUUCUGUGGAUGUUUUGCUCCACGUUAUAUCACAAUAUUCCUGUCCCGUGUUCAUUUACAGGGCGAAUCCCUUCUCACUGCCAUUUCCUGAGGCAGUCUCAGAUUUGCUAUAAGUGAUUAUCUUUGGCUUGUUGAAAGCAAGAAGGGUAAGCAAAGACACACUCUUGUACCAUGUCAGUCAUGUCUGUCUGUGUUCGGGUCACAUUUGAUUAAGUGACAUUACACCAGUAUUUUAUAGUCUCAGAUCUUAUUAAAUUUUUCUUCCUUUGGUAGAAAUUCAGUCCUAAAAUAUGUAUUUUCAGUGAAAGUCCUUACCACACAAAGUAUGCGUUGCUGUUGCUCAUUGACUUGCCCAGGAACAGAGUUGUGCACCUAAUUGGGUCCAGAUCUUAAAUUAUUUUACCUUUAAGAGCCUUCCAAAACACAUCAGCUUUGGGGAUGCCUCCAAGGUACAAGGAUAAAUAUUGAAUAAAGAGUGUAUUAAAUUGUCAGUUGGGCUGUUUAAAAUGUUACAUUAAUAGGAACGCAUGUAUUUUAAUUAACCACCACAAUAAUUACUGUAUUUCUGUGACUAAAGCUAGGAGCAACAUCGAUACUUGUUAGACUCAGCCUUGAAUCCUGCAGAGCGACCAGUGGGUCUCAUCAGUGCUCAGGGGUGGGGGGCAAGAGUUCUGCCCAAAGUAGCGUUUUAAAGCCACCCAUUGGUGUAUUAAACAGAUUUUUCAGUAAAUAUUUCCUUUCUAAACUGGAAAGAGAAGAAUCUCGCUCACGUAUCUGCGUUUGCUUGACCUCUGCUGCUUUGCUCAUUACUUCAGCCACUGCCUCAUGUUGAUUUUACAGCUUAACAUUUUACUAGUUUAAAUUUUUAAGGUUGCAUCUGCGUGUAGGUUUUUUGGGGUUGUUUUAGGAUUUCUUUUAAAGCGUUACCAGGGCUGAUGUGCAGACAGAAACAUGUGCUCUGCCCUUCCCUCGCCCACCCUGUCAACGAAUGGUCCCUUACUUUGGGGUGCUGCAAAAUCACAUCCCCACGUGGCUGCUGGUUCCUCCUGGCUGGGGACACUUGAAUACAGAGAAUAUUCUUCCACCUCAUUUAGCUUGUGGGACCAUUUUUGGACAGGCCCAUGAAUGUUUUUCAGUCUCUCCUACAAAAAUAACAGCUGCUGCCGUGCCAAGGUGACGUUUGUACCUGUCUUGCUUGAACAAGUGAGAAGUCCGUGGGUAUGGGAGGAGAAAAGUGAAGCUGAUGAGGGGAUUCUAAAUAGUUCUUCAUGUUCUGUUGCCCUCAGGCCUCUCCUGCAGAAGCAGAGACAGCUGCUCACCUCGGGGUUUCUGCAUAAUCGUUAAAUGUUAAUUACACCAGAGUUUCUGCAGGCUGCGUGAUCCCCAGGCGCUCCUGGGACUCGGUGAAUUCUCAUAGUCUAUAAACAUUAAUUAUGAGUCAUUACUGGCAGGACCAAACCAGAUUCCUCUCGGUUGGAGAGCGGGGAGGACUUGGGAGCGCGGUGGCGGUGCCGACGCUAGAGGGAGGUCCUGCCCUGGAGAACUGGGUCUCUUUGCUCUUCUGAGGAGCUAAUACCAAAAAUAGCGAGAAUUUUGGCAGAUUGAGCCUCACGUGGCACCUUCUGCACGAGUCCUGACGGGCGGUUUGGGACUUGGGAUGUUGUAAAUAAUAAUAGCAGUAAAAAUUAAUAAUGUUUGUAAUAGGUGAUCCGGCGAUCGGUGAACGCUCAAAGCGCCGCUGCUGCAAGGGAAGGCAAAACCAAUUAGAAAUCUUCUGAAUUCCUGUAGAUAAAUGCGAUAUUCCAGAGAAUUGUGGAAGAUGUCAGAGCUUUGGCUGAUGUCGGUAUCGCUCGCUGUGCCCUGGCCCUGUGCCCGGCUCAGAUGCCGGGCGGCUGUUACAGUUGUUGGGCUGUUGCUUUAUUGCAAGAGGUUGUAACUGUCUUGUAGGCUAAAAGAAUUAUAUUGGGGUAAAAUGAGGUAACAGCCCUAAACCAUAAAAUACGUGCUUUAUAUAUGUUUGCUAUGAAAUAAAACAGAGUUUUUGCACUUCUGACAUUUUUAUCUGUCUUGUCACGGUAACUUGGCAAAGUGUGACAUCUAUGAGUGAUAUAAAAUCUAGUUAUUGUAAAGAUGUUUCAGUGGCACUUGUGGUUCUCCCCUCUUUCCCACUUGCUGGAAGGUCAACAUUUCGAACACCUUUAAAAAAGGGACUAACAAAAUUGUGAUGUUAGAUUUAUUUUUUACCAUUUUGUUUCUUUCCCUCACUGAAAUUCUAGUUGAAUCUGUUAGUACCAAAUCAUUUAUUUUUAUAUAUAUAUACGGAUAUAUUUAUACUACUUUCCUGAUACAAAUCUUUGGAAAAGCAUAUGUGUUUUCUGAAAAUAGCCAAUGAUUCUGUGUUUUCUCCUCCUCAAAAAGCAAACAUUUUAAAAUAAAGAAUUAAAACUCA
Molecule: messenger RNA, 4012 nt
Organism: Columba livia (rock pigeon)
Lineage: Eukaryota; Metazoa; Chordata; Aves; Columbiformes; Columbidae
Gene: MYD88
Product: MYD88 innate immune signal transduction adaptor
Exons: 5
Coding region: 56-964 (302 amino acids)
Biological process (GO): Toll signaling pathway; MyD88-dependent toll-like receptor signaling pathway; innate immune response
Cellular component (GO): plasma membrane
Molecular function (GO): Toll-like receptor binding; TIR domain binding
Source: RefSeq, a predicted model, not a curated record